Messenger RNA from Drechmeria coniospora, 1317 nucleotides. RefSeq lists its product as uncharacterized. Lineage: Eukaryota; Fungi; Ascomycota; Sordariomycetes; Hypocreales; Ophiocordycipitaceae. Bases 1 to 1317 code for a protein of 438 amino acids. The record is from RefSeq and is a predicted model, not a curated record. The transcript has 3 exons.
AUGGCUCGAAAGAGAAGUGCUGUCAAGUCGGCCGACGAAGACUAUGAGUUGACCCCUGAGCCGGCUCUGAAGAACCCGAAAGUCACAGUCACAAGAAACUCUCGGUCCACGAGGUCUGCGAAGCAGGCAACCGAUGCCGCGGCACUCGCCACUUCCAAGCAGCGCAACAGGUCCGUUGACGAGACGAAAGCGGAAGAAACCGAGGAGGAAGAGGCCACGCAUCACAGACUCGGUGCCACGCCUCAAGGAAGAGACGAGGCUAUCCUGCAUUUCGAUUGGCUUGCCCACACCUUCGUCGAACAGGGCAUGGUAUUGGAGAAAAGGAAACAAUCGGAAGAGAUCCUAACCAACAGUCUGGCGCACCAGAGGCUUGAGAUUGGCCAACUCCAGAAGAAAUGCGCCAUUCUGGAGAAGAACCAAAACAAGCUUCAGGAAACGGCCAGGACGUGGAAGGCACGGCACGACAAACAGGGCGAGGACAUCAAGGAGUACCAGCUUGCCAUUGAUGACUUGAAGAAAAAGGAGUCACGAGACGACAACCAUGAUCCGAACAGAGUGCUCGACGGGGAGCUCUGCAAGCGAUGGCUCGGAAUAGACUACGUUGCUCAGCAGAUGGCCACAUCAACCUUGACGAUUCCAGCCGAGGAGGUUGACCUCACUUCCUGCACCGCCGAGAUAGUCCAACUUAUCGACGAGAUCAAGGAGUGGAAGAAGAAAAGGCUACCGCAAUUCCAGACCUUCCUGCUCCAGCGAUUCGCCUGGAAUAGAUUAUGCCUCGAUAUUUUUCAAGCCAAAAAUGGAACUUGGGGAGGCCUUCUGGGCGAGACAUUCGUCGGAAUGCUCAACACGGCCAUAAGAAGGAGCCGAAAGAACCCGACCGAGCUCGGCAUCAUCAGUAGGAUGAAAUUUGACACAGCAAAGCUCAUCGACACAGAAAUUGGCCUAAACAAGGACGAAAUUGAAAAGCGUGCGGACGCCUUGUUCGACGACAUCUCGAUUUUUGCCCCGUUCAACGAUCGCCAAAAGCUUCGCAAAGCCAUAUCCGGCUUGUUUCAACGGGCUGCCCAACUCAUGGUCAUCUUGAUACGCUCCCGGGCCCUUUUCAUCAUAAAGAACGAUGAUCUGGGAUACCAUCAUGGCCCGGUACCAUUUGACGAAGAGACGAUGGAAAGGGGCUUCGCCAUCCACCUUGAGACCCCCGAGGACGAAUGGAUGGUGGACUUUGUCAUCGCUCCCGGGUUGGAGAAAAUUGGCACCAGCGAUGGCAGGAUGUUUGAGGAGGCCUGCUUUGUUGGCAAGUCGAUCGUCGCGACCUGA